This is a messenger RNA of Aspergillus puulaauensis, 411 nucleotides long. RefSeq lists its product as uncharacterized. The record is from RefSeq and is a predicted model, not a curated record. Lineage: Eukaryota; Fungi; Ascomycota; Eurotiomycetes; Eurotiales; Aspergillaceae. The transcript is spliced from 2 exons. Bases 1 to 411 code for a protein of 136 amino acids.
AUGUUUGAGCGUCGUGCAGCAGAUCGAUAUCGGUUGCGGAUGCACCGCGCACGUACCGUUUCCCUAACGAACGAUGAGAUCGUGGAAGUGCGAGCGGCACAGCGGACAUUCGAAGGUGCUUAUAUCCGCACAGCGCUCUCGCAGUUUUCAUUUGCGCUUGUGGUUCUCAAGAUCUUCACCAAUGAGUUCUACAGCACUGGGGCUCUAUUCGCAGUCUACGGUACAGGGGUACUUAUUAUCGGCCUCUUUCGACGCCAGCAGGGCAAUCGCCAGUUCUUCUCCGAAGUAGGCGACGACGGAGUACACCGACACAAAUUUAGAACAAGCGGGAAUGCAGUGGUGAUAUUAACGGCUCUGAGUAUCGCUGCUUAUGCCACACUCAUCGCUUUAACUCUGCGGCUGGAUAAAUAG